AUGAAAAUUAAUUUUUUAUGAAGUCAAUUGCUUGUUUUUAGCAUACAGCUUUAUUUUGCUUCUGCGUUAUCACUUAAAGAUCAAGAAACUAUCAACUCAGAUGAUUAUCUCGAUGAUUAUUCAGCAGCUUUAGAAGAUGCGAAAAACCCGACAUCAGAUAAAAUAGUUAAUUCUUUAAUUCCUCUCAGGAAGGAUAAUUCUGAUCUUACUUUUGACAGUGAUGGAAAGGCUCCAUGCCAAAUAACCGUGCACUUUUGAUAGUGAGAAUUUCCUGGGGAAAUUCAUUUGAAUUUUUUUGAUAGUGAAACAUUUGACCGAAAACCAUUAAAUUUUUACCAAAUGAUACCUUAUUUACCAUCAAAUUAUUCGAUGAAAUGCACAAUAUGAAAAGCGGACCAGCACCAGAUGGAAAGGUUUUAAUGGUUUUUCUUGGCAAACUUAAUGAUUUCCAAUAUGACCAAGGUGAAGAAAUAAGAAUUAUUAAAGACACUUUUAUUACAGCUUAUCCUGAGCUGAAAGAUAUAUGCUCAACAUUUGAGUCUGAUGAUAUAAAAUUAGAAGUAUUUCAGAUGCUAGGAAUGUCUCCUUAUGAUAGCUCAGAUGGAGUAAUAGAAAUCUAUAUAGAUCUUUCUGAUAUAUUUAGGCCUUGUCCAGAUCCAGAUAUUGCUGAUAUGGAGUGCCAAGCGGAAAUUCCAUUAAGCGGAAAUGAAAUUCCAUAUGGCCAAGAUAUUCCUUGGUAUUGUCCAGAAGAUGGGGAAAGCGUUUCUCAGGUUUCAGGGGACUGGGUUCAAGUCAGUGAAGAUCACUUUUCUUGAAUGUGUGAUGAAUGGGAAUCUUCAUAUAAUAAUAGAAUCAUUAAAAUAGUGUUGAUAUGGUGAUCCGUAAAUUGAUCAGACCUAGAGGAGAAGAGUCGGAUUGCGUUAGUUAUCCUGUUUGAGUUUUUUGGUCCAGGGACUAGCCCUCAACUGGGUUGCAGACUGCCUACCAGUGCAAUAUCCUUCAAUACUCCAUGGGAGCAUUAUCAAGUCUGCGAUACGGCACAGAAUGGUCAUGAAGGAGGUAAAGAUGGCUUGCCCGCUCAUAUCAGAGGCUUUUGUUUGAUAGGAUCCAUAGACAGGUAGAGUGAUCUCCUGAUAGACCUCCUACGUAAGAGGUCAGAGUGCAAAUGCAGGCGUGAGGACAGCGCGAAGCUAUCUGCGAGACACAGAGAGGCUGAAAUGAUCCCAAGGCCUACUAGAUUUUAAUUUAAUCUAUCAUAUAAUAAUGAAGAUAUAUAUGAAAAUAGGCCUUGGACUGGACUCGGAUACACAUAUAACUGGGGAUCUUAUAAUCAUGUAGGCUGUAGUGAGUUUGCAAUAUUGGCAUAUACUUAUGCUGUUUUUAAUCAAAAAAUGUCAAUUGAGGAUUACUGCAAUAAUAUUUAA
Messenger RNA from Blepharisma stoltei, 1424 nucleotides. The record is from the annotation of a GenBank genome assembly. NCBI's taxonomy places the organism in Eukaryota, Ciliophora, Heterotrichea, Heterotrichida, Blepharismidae.